GUUUCCUGGCCUGGAUGUACAGGGAGGGGAGAAACACUCAGGUCCUCCAGCUUCCUCCUUUUGGAAUCCGGAUUUGCUUCGGGAGAGCUGGAGGGCUCAGACUGGAUCGAACCAGGGGGAUUCCUGGAAGGGGAGAAGUUGAAUCUAGAACACUGAUUCAUUCCCACAGUUCUCCAUAGGAAAAGCACCACCAAGUGAUCACCCAAUAUGAAAAUGCAGUGGAAAAGCAGGGGGGGUACUACAGGGGAGGUACCAGAGAGGACAGCAAAACCCCCACAAGUUCUUCAGGCUGGAAGUAUUGGGGAAAUCCUUCAAAGGAGACCAGAAGACCCCAUGCAUCAGCAGUUACCGGAAAGUUCCCUUUCCCUUGCCCAGUGGGAAGCCCAGUGGCAGGAGUUCCUCAGGACAGUGGAAAAUCCUCAAACUGGGUGGGGAAUCCCACACUUGCCAGAGAAACCUUCCCCGUGGGAGAAUGCCAAGGACUUUCUGGCCUCCUUUGAGCAAGUGGCUGAAGCCUGCCAGUGGCCAAAGGAAGAGUGGGUGACCCGACUUCUGCCAGCCCUCAACGGAGAAGCUGAGCAGGCCUUUAACGAUCUGGGUGUCACAGACAGAGAGGAUUACGGGAAGGUGAAGGCGGCCAUCUUCCAAGGCGACGCCUUGAGUCGGGAAAAGCAGCGCCAACAGUUCAGGCGUUUCUGCUACCAGGAGGCUGAGGGGCCAAGAGGGGCCUACAGCCGACUGCAGAAAAUGUGCCGUGGGUGGCUGAGAGUGGAGAAUCACAGCAAGGAGCAGAUCCUGGAGCUCUUGAUCCUAGAGCAGCUGCUGAGCAUCCUGCCCCCAGAGAUCCAAAGCCAGGUGAGGCACAGCAGACCCGAGAGCUGCUCCCAGGCGGUGGCGCUGGCCGAGGAGUUCCUCUCAAGGCAGAAGAAGCAGGUCCCCUUGGAGGUGGCAGCUGGGAGCAUCUCUAAGGCAGUCAAGGCUCCGUCUGAGAGUGAGCAGAAACAUCCCUUGAUGGCUGUCAAGGAAGAGGAGGAUAGACAGCCCAGCCUGGCUGUAGGUGAUAUACAGGAAAAUGGAAAUGAUGGGGGCCUUCAGGUGCUGUUUUUGGAAGCGUACAAGAAUGAAGACAUUAAGGGAAACUUCAGCAAUCGAGAUGAACAAGAGAGGCAGGAGAAAAGCCACAUGGUGGGGAAGGAAGAUAACCCCAUCCCUUGCCAAGAACAGGACAUCCAGGAAAUCCCAGUACAAGAAGAAAGGACAACCCAAACAAGAAGGAUCAAAGGCAACCAUGCUGACCUAAAAAUCGAAACAGGGGAAAAUCAAAAUGAAGCCAUGGAGUUUGGAAAGAGCAUCAGUCAGAGCAUGAACUUUAUUUUAUAUCAACCAAUUCACUUAAUAGAAAAACCAUAUAAUUGCUCAGUGUGUGGAGAGAGCUUCAGUCGGAGAACAACCCUCACAUCCCAUCAAAGAAUUCACAUAAGGGAAGAGCCAAAAAAAAUUGCAGAGUAUGAAAACAGGCACAGUGGAAGAUCACAUCGUCACAAGCAUCAAAUAAUCCACACAGAUAACCUGUUUCAAUGUUCAGAGGUUGAAAAAAACUUCAGUAACCUUACUGCACAGCAAAGAAAACACACAGUAGAGAGGCGGCAUCAAUGUUCAGUGUGUGGUAACAGGUUUAGAAGAGCAUCACACCUUCAGCAGCACCAGACACUCCAUACAGGGGAAAAACCAUUUCAAUGCACAGAGUGUGGGAAGAAGUUUACUCGGGCAUCAUCCCUGCGACAGCAUCAAAGAAUCCACACAGGAGAGAAACCUUACGAGUGCUCUGAGUGUGGACAGAGAUUUAGCUUCAGUACCCACCUUCAGCGGCAUCAGACAAUCCACACAGUUGAGAAACCAUACCAGUGCUCAGAGUGUGGAAAGGCCUUCUGUCAUCUCAUAGGCCUCACUGUGCAUCAGAGAGUCCACACGGGAGAGAGACCUUACAAAUGCUCGGAGUGUGGAAAGAGGUUUAGCCAUUCAUCCUACCUGCAAAAGCAUCACCGAAUCCAUACAGGGGAGAAACCUUAUGAGUGCCCUGUAUGUGGAAAGAGAUUCAGUUUCCGCUCUCGCCUUCAGCGGCAUCGACAAAUCCACAUUCCAAAAGCUAUGUAGCUACUCAGUUUACAAGGGCUUUUCUGCUAAAUCAGAAUUGGUGACUCAGGUGUCCCUCAUAUCAUGUAGUACCUUUAAUCAACAUUGGCUGAUAAACCAGUUGCAGCCAUUCCUCAGAAAGCAUGAUGAGGCCACAGUGAUCCAUGCUCUGAUCACAUCCAAUUAUUUUAAUAGACUGUACAUGGGAAUACCUUUGGAAACAGUGUGUCAACUUCAGCUGGAUCAAAAGGGGACGGGAUUGAUUUGUGAGGGAUUGAUUGCAGAGUUGGAAACAGCUCCAUGCUGGAAGAGCUGUACUGACUGCCCAUCUGUUUCUGAAGACAAUUCAUAGUGCUGGUUUUUACUUUUAAGGCCUUUGGUAGCUUGAGGCCAAUGUGGUGUAGUAGUUAAGAGUGGUGGACUCUAAACUGGAGAACCGGGUUUGUUUCCCCAUUCCAAACUUCUUCGUCUCCUCCUCCUCUUCUUCUUUUACUUUUCUACUUCUUCUGCUUCUACCUGGACUUCUACCUACCACAGUACUGUCUAUCACAGUGGUGUCUUAUAUAAAGCCCAGGGACUGGAUCCAGCCCUAUUAGAGGGUUUAUUGGACCUCCCAAUCUGACCUGGCGAGCACACAACCACCCCACUGAAGGCUCACCAGCUGAGGUAGUUCCCUCCCCCACAGUGCCGACCAUCUUCCCCAGUGCUGAUCAUCAGCUGUAGAGGCCACCUACCCCCUAGCCUGGCCUGACCAAGUCAUAUCUGGUCCUCAGAACAAAUGCAUUUGACACCCCCUGGGACUCAAGCCCACCUGUGAAGAUGUGCUUCACUUUCGCAAAUGAAGCAGGUGGAAACUAAGGGCAGGGUGUUUUCUCUGGUGGUCCCUCAGAAUGCACUCCCCUUGAAACUCACCUGCUAUCUGCUUGAAUGUCUUCUAGGCUCCAAGCCAAAUCGUAUCCUAACAGUAGUGAUUAUUGUUCCUUCUUUCUGGUCCUGGUGUUGUUUGUGUGUUUUUGUUGAAUUGUUUUAUAAUUUAAGUAUUUUCAACUGGUCAAAUGUUUUUGUGUUCACUGCCACAAGGACCCUGAUCAGGUGGAAAGGCAGCACAGAAAUAUUUUAAAUAAAUAAAUAAAUAAAUUGUUUUUUCAACCCACA
Sphaerodactylus townsendi is the source of this 3288-nucleotide messenger RNA. Its product is annotated as zinc finger protein 436-like. Gene Ontology annotation, cellular component: nucleus. Bases 208 to 2154 code for a protein of 648 amino acids. Gene Ontology annotation, biological process: negative regulation of transcription by RNA polymerase II. Gene Ontology annotation, molecular function: DNA-binding transcription repressor activity, RNA polymerase II-specific; DNA-binding transcription activator activity, RNA polymerase II-specific; RNA polymerase II cis-regulatory region sequence-specific DNA binding. The record is from RefSeq and is a predicted model, not a curated record. NCBI's taxonomy places the organism in Eukaryota, Metazoa, Chordata, Lepidosauria, Squamata, Sphaerodactylidae. The transcript has 4 exons.